Messenger RNA from Bursaphelenchus xylophilus (pine wood nematode), 941 nucleotides. The record is from the annotation of a GenBank genome assembly. NCBI's taxonomy places the organism in Eukaryota, Metazoa, Nematoda, Chromadorea, Rhabditida, Aphelenchoididae.
AUGCCGGCGAUACCAAGAGUCGACCGUCUGAAGAACCUUUACACAGCUGCCAAAGCCUUGAAUUUUGGUUUUAGACUUGAAGGUAAGUAUUCCCAUUUCUUUUCUUCAUUUUCAAUAUUUAGGCUUUCCAUCGGUUCCUCAACACAGUGGUUGGGCUAGACGAGCUAUUCCCCAACUGCAUCGAUUGACGAUCAACUUUGAUCUGAAGAAUGAAGCUUCCGUCGGAACUCGGCAGUUUAUUGAAGUGGAGUUGGGAAACUUCGCCCGCGCGAAUCCCUCUGUGGCCAUUUAUGUGAUUCCAAGGCGACAAACAGUGCCAACAGUUCGUGGAGAGUAUGCCAAUGGCCGGACAGUGCAUUUGAACUUGAAAGGAAUGAUGUGGGUUGACUUUUUUUUAUUGUUCUCUUGAUUUUAGGUGAUGAUGAAGAAAAAUAUGUGUUGAAGGUUGAAUUUCGAUUAUUUUGAUGCCAUUUUUUGCAGAAAUCUGUAGAAAGGGUACGAAUGCAAUUAGCGGUGUUUUUGAGGCAAUCGUUUCCGCGAAUUCUGAUAUCUCUCAAUUUUUCGGAUGUUGUCCAUUAUGAAAUUCCAGAGGAUCAAAAGUUGCUAAAAACGAAAUUCUUUUGACUUAUCCGAGCUUAAAUCAGUUUCAGAAGACCAUAAAUGCCAUUUUGGAUAUAAAUUUUCUCAUUUCCAGGCUGAACGAAGUCUCCCGUCACAUGAAUGAUCUCCGUUGCCGCUCUGGUGAGCCAAUUGUGAAGCUGAAAUCGCUUCAAACCGCUCAGAUCAAGUCAGUUCAAGGAGAAUGGAGUCCACUGGACAAACUAGAUGUUACACAGAACAUUUAUCAUGGAAAUCUGCCACAGCCGCAGUUCAACGAGCCGCUGACGACGGAGAUUUCGGCAACCGAAUAUGUGAUGAGGAAUAGUGUGGAGAGUAAUUGA